AUGGAAGAUCCAGUCUUCACUCAAAUCAAUCAAAAUACUAAGGACACCACUGUCUCUGAGGUUUCAGAUUCUGAGGAAAAUAAAGGGGGUGCUUUUUUUCAUCAUGUCCAUGAAGAUUCAGCAUCCCCCUUUUCCAUCACUAAUACCCCAGAAAACAUGGAUGGUAGUAAGGAGAACUCAGAAGAUAGCUGUAAUAAUUCUGUGGCCUCUCAGCAUGGAAGUGAUGGAGAAGAUGAUUCUUCAUCUCACCAUGGUGCUGAAGAAGAUUACCCACAGCAGCAGAUGCAUCUGAUGAGUCCAGCUCUGGAAGAUAAAGACAUAGAGGGCACAAUGUUUGCAAGCAACCUGCAUUUUCCUCCAGAUUUCCAGUUUCGUCAGAGACAGAGCAACUCUUCAACUUCCCUCAAGUUUCCCCUUAACAAUAAUGGAGAAACAAACAACUUUCAGGAAGAUUUGGAGAUUUCCAUUUUUGUAAAGGCUGGUAUAGAUGGAGAAAGCAUUGGGAACUGCCCAUUCUCCCAGCGUCUAUUCAUGAUCCUGUGGCUCAAAGGAGUUGUGUUCAAUGUCACCACUGUUGAUCUGAAAAGAAAGCCAGCUGACCUGCACAAUCUGGCUCCUGGGACCCACCCACCUUUCCUGACAUUUAAUGGAGAAGUCAAGACAGAUGUUAACAAGAUUGAGGAAUUCUUGGAAGAGAUUCUUGCACCUCCAAAGUACCCCAAGCUGGCUGCUAAGCAUCGGGAAUCAAACACUGCUGGAAUCGAUAUAUUUUCCAAAUUUUCUGCAUACAUCAAAAACACCAAGCAGCAGGAUAAUGCUGCACUUGAAAGGGGCUUGGUGAAGGCUCUGAAGAAGCUGGAUGACUACCUGAGAACUCCCCUGCCAGAGGAGAUUGAUGCAGACAGCACUGAAGAGGAAAAAGUGUCUAAACGCAAGUUUCUGGAUGGAGAUGACCUGACACUUGCUGACUGCAACCUUCUGCCCAAACUCCACGUUGUGAAGAUUGUUGCAAAGAAAUACCGCAACUUCGAGUUCCCGGCGGAGAUGACGGGGCUGUGGCGGUACCUGAAGAACGCGUACACCAGGGAUGAGUUCACCAACACCUGUGCAGCAGACAAAGAAAUCGAGCAAGCCUAUGCAGAUGUGGCCAAGAGGCUCAGCAAGUCCUAAGUGCCCCCAGCCAUGGCUCAGUAUCCCCUUUUACAGACUCUGCUCCUUGUUGCCUUAAGAUGUACUUUAUCGUUAUGCUGUCUGGUUGGCAUCUUUAUGACUUCCCAUGUUCCAAGUGUAUUGGGCAGGGACAAAUCUGCCUCUCCCUGGAGAAAAGAGAAGGCAGCUGUAGUGGGGGGGGUGGUCAGAGGGGGA
Messenger RNA from Lonchura striata (white-rumped munia), 1365 nucleotides. RefSeq names its product CLIC family member 5 (gene CLIC5). The record is from RefSeq and is a predicted model, not a curated record. Lineage: Eukaryota; Metazoa; Chordata; Aves; Passeriformes; Estrildidae.